This is a messenger RNA of Penicillium macrosclerotiorum, 2592 nucleotides long. Its product is annotated as M protein repeat protein. The transcript is spliced from 3 exons. Gene Ontology annotation, cellular component: Golgi apparatus; endoplasmic reticulum. The coding region runs from base 1 to 2592 and encodes 863 amino acids. NCBI's taxonomy places the organism in Eukaryota, Fungi, Ascomycota, Eurotiomycetes, Eurotiales, Aspergillaceae. The record is from RefSeq and is a predicted model, not a curated record.
AUGGCGCAAAAUCAACAGCCCUCCAAGGCUAAAUGGGGCAUGGGUAGUUUCUUUCAGCAAGCAGUUGCGGGCGUGGAAUCGCGGCUUGACACCAUCUUGAUGGACCAGGAGGAAGCUCAAAAGAACACCCAAGCGAAAUCCCAUGAGAAAGAAAAGAGCGGGUCGCCCCUCCCACAAUCUCCAGCUGGCUCGAUAUCGCGGAGCUCUUCGAGCGCACGCAGAAACGAUCGUCUACAGGAGCGCCUAGCGCGUGCCGUCGUGAAGUCCAACACUGCGAAUCGUAACUCGGAGUCGUCUCCGAGUCGAAUCUCCUCGCCACCAGCCAGCCCAGCCCCAAGCAACGAGACACGAUCGAGCAUGGACGUCGAUGCUAGUCUUGCAUCUAGGACAGCUAUCGCGGACAAGAACCAAAACCCUCCGUCCCAUGGACGCAAUACCACGUCGGAAGCAAGCGCGCCGCGGGGAAGCUAUGAAUCCGGGACAUCUGUACGCAAAUCUACCGAGAUUAGCGUUACAGAGUCAAUUCCCAGAGCUUCAAUCGAUACUGGCGAGCGGUCUUCUAAUAUCGAAAAUUCAAGCCAAGGCCUCACCUUCUCGCAGCGAGCUAAUGAUCUCAGCACUCGGGCAUCGGGUGAAAGCACACGACUUAGCGUGGAUUUGCCGUCUGAACUACAAGCGAAUGAUGAAAACGCGGCCGAUUCGCAAUGGCAACAAGAGAAAUAUGAAUACUUGGAACGGAUUGACACACUUCAGAGAGAUCUCAAAAGCUUGGCUGAAGAAGCUGCCAAGUCGGCCAAGGAGGCUGCUGCUGCCGCGUCGCCUGGGAGUCACAAGAGGGAAUUGGAAGAAACGAGGGGGAAAUAUGCAAUGUUGAUGAAAGAAGGAGAGAGACUUCAAUCAGAUGCCGGGAACUUUCGCACUGUGGUCAGGAGGCUUCGGCAGCAACUCAAUGACAACACGAAAUCCCAAUUGGAAGUGAAGAAACGGACCGAGAAGUUGGAAAGAGACUUGGUGAGCUCAGAGGCCAGAGCAAAACGGGCCGAGUCUGCCGAGAAACGCGCAAACGAAUUACUUUCAUCCCAUACCAAAACAGCCAAAGACCUUGAAGCGGUCACACAUGAGCACGAUGCCCUGACCCAAACUGUUCAAGAAAUGAAGGCACAGAUCAGCCGAGCCGUGGCCCGAGCCGAAGUUGCCGAAGCCAAAGCUCAGUCGGAUACCCUUGAAAAGGAACGACGGAGAACUGCUGAUCUGGAGGAGGAGCUGUCCAGCGUGAAGCUUGAACGCGACAUCAAUGAAGAAAAGUCCAGGAAAGAAGUCCAGGAACUGAAGGAAAAGAUCAAUCAGGAGAAAGAGAGGGCCCGCAUGCUUGAAACAGAGUUGAAAGGAGAACAAUUGGCUUUAGAAAGCAAGAUGGAGAGCCUACGAGCUCGUGCAGAGGAGGCCUCGUCUGGAGCAACUGGAGAAACUCAAGCUAAACUUCUACGGCAAAUUGAGACCCUACAAACGCAGUACUCGGUCGCAAGCGAAAAUUGGCAUGCCCUGGAAGGCUCCUAUAUUUCUCGGUUGGAUGCCGCGGAGAAAGAGCGAGAUCAGGCAGGGGACAGAGAGAGGGAGCUUCGAAAGAAGCUUCGCGAAUCGACACUGAAGGCCAAGGAGCUUGAAGAAGAAGUGGAAAAUACCAAGGAAGCUGAGCAGGACCUCGAGGCCAAGCUCGAAGAGCGCAUGCAGGAGUUGCAGAAGGUACAACAAAGGCUUCAAAAAGUGACGGAAGAUGUGACAAGGGCUCAGAAAGAUCUUAUGGAGCAAAAGAGGACCAACGAUGCGGCAUGGGCUCAGAAGCUAGAGGAAGAACGUGCGAGGUGGCGAGAGCAAGUGAACAACUUGCAACAUCCUCGUGGAGUAUCCCCUGUCCCAUCUACUCGGCGCUCAAGCAACCGAGAUGUUGUCCCUUCUGGCUUAUUCGACUAUCGGCCUUCCAGCCGACGCUCAUCUACUAUUCCUUCCGCCUCGCCUGAUAUCGGCACGCCACCGCGCCAAAACUCCUACCCAGCUUCAGUCACACACGGGACCCUCUCACCCCCUCCCAUUAACACAACUAUGACUCCAUCCAUGAUCAUGGAGACGCCUUCAAUUACGUUCGAACCCGAAGAUUUCUUUGAUGCUACUGAUCCUGCCACCCCGUCUGCUUAUGGUGGUACACAGGCGCCCCCGUCUCGUGGCAUCAACGAUAUCAUCUCCGAGUCGACAGUCGGGGCGGGGCCGUCUGUGCAACUGGUUGAGCGUAUGAGUGCCACUGUCCGUCGACUAGAAAGCGAGCGUGCUGGCUCCAAGGAUGAACUUGCGCGUGUUACAUCUCAACGCGAUGAGGCCAGGCAGCAAGUGGUUGACCUCAUGCGCGAACUAGAGGAGAGAAAGCUCUCUGACUCCCUCGUGCAAGAGCUCGAGGCCAAGCUGGCUGACCUAGAUCAACGAUAUCAAACCACUCUCGAGAUGCUCGGCGAGAAGAGUGAACAAGUUGAAGAACUACAGGCCGAUAUCGCCGACUUGAAGAAGAUCUACCGUGAAUUGGUUGAUAGCACGAUGAAAUGA